This is a messenger RNA of Kwoniella botswanensis, 1659 nucleotides long. Its product is annotated as threonine synthase. Lineage: Eukaryota; Fungi; Basidiomycota; Tremellomycetes; Tremellales; Cryptococcaceae. Gene Ontology annotation, biological process: L-threonine biosynthetic process. Bases 1 to 1659 code for a protein of 552 amino acids. The record is from RefSeq and is a predicted model, not a curated record. The transcript is spliced from 6 exons. Gene Ontology annotation, molecular function: threonine synthase activity.
AUGUCACAACCUGAGAUGAGAUACUUCUCCACCAGAGGAGGAAGUGAGACUUUGUCCUUUGAAGAAGCCGUUUUGACUGGAUUGGCACCCAAUGGAGGUCUUUACAUUCCCUCGCACAUUCCUUCACUACCAUCAGACUGGCAAACAUCAUGGUCCAACCUCUCCUUCCCCGAAUUAUCAUUCGAGAUCCUAUCGUUGUUCAUCCCUCGUUCCGUCAUACCCGCCGAAGACCUCAAAUCAAUCAUCAACACUUCAUACUCUACUUUCCGAUCAAAUAAGACCACCCCGCUCAGACAGACAGGAGAGAAAGAAUGGGUAUUGGAACUUUGGCAUGGACCCACUUGGGCAUUCAAGGAUGUCGCUCUGCAGUUCCUUGGUGAACUAUUUAGGUAUUUCUUAGAAAGACGGAAUGGUGUUUUGGAGAAGGAGGGUAAAGAGGAGAGAGAGGAGUUGACUGUUGUUGGUGCCACGAGUGGAGAUACCGGAUCCGCCGCAAUCUACGGUCUUCGAUCCAAACCAUCCAUCACCAUCUUCAUCCUCUAUCCUGACGGACGAAUCUCCCCUAUUCAAGAAGCUCAGAUGGCUACCGUCCCAGACGAAAACGUAUAUUGCGUUGCAGUCGAAAACUCAGAUUUCGAUACCUGUCAAUCUAUCGUCAAGACCCUCUUCUCUGACAAACAGUUUAACUCCACCCAUCGGCUCGGAGCGAUCAACUCUAUCAACUGGGCUAGAAUCUUAGCUCAGAUCGUAUAUUACUUUUCGGCUUAUUUCCAAUUACCUUUCGAAGCUAGAGAAUCAGGUGAUAUUCAAUUUACAGUACCUACAGGAAACUUUGGGGAUAUAUUAGCUGGGUGGUUUGCUAAAAAACUCGGGUUACCAAUGAACCAUCUUGUAGUAGCUACCAACGAGAAUGAUAUCUUAGAAAGAUUCUUUAGAACUGGUAGAUACGAAGCUGAAGAGAAUACUGCUGGACAAGCACCUGAAACCGCCGCUGUGAGUGGAUCAUCAGAUGGUCAACAAGCUACUUCAGCAGGAGGAAGUUCAGUCAAAUCUACUCAUUCUCCUGCGAUGGAUAUUCUCCUUUCGAGUAAUUUCGAGAGAUUACUCUAUUAUCUCGCUCUGGAGACGUUAGAAAACCCUACAAAGGAUGAAGUAGAGGAUAGAUCAAGAGCUCAAGAAAAGUUGAAUGGAUGGAUGAACGAGUUGAAAAAGAACGGCAAAGUCGAUUUGGGCGAGAAGAUCAAAGAGGCUGCUGGGAGGGAUUUCUGGUCAGAGCGAGUAUCUGAUGAUCAGACCCUUGAGGAAAUUCGAAAAUACUAUAAACGUCAGGAAUACGGUCCAUACGUCGUUGAUCCCCAUACUGCCGUUGGUCUAGCAGCAACCGAAAGAUCCCAGAAGAAGUCACCCGACUCAUACUGGAUCACUCUAUCUACCGCUCACCCAGCUAAAUUCUCUUCUGCUGUCGAACUCGCCUUGAAUCCCCAACAGUUCCCCGAGUUCAACUUUAGAGAAAUCGUCUUACCUGAUGAGUUGAAGAAGUUGGAAACACUCGAGAAGAGGGUGCAUAAGGUCAGUGGUGAGCAGGGUGUGAGGGAGUUGAUCGAGAGGGUGAAAAAGGGUGAGAAGGUCGUACCCGGUGAAGGGAAGGGGUCCAUCUAG